AUGGAAGCUACUUUCGUUAUUGUUGGAGGUGGUAUAGCAGGUGUCAGUUGUGCAGAAACAUUAGCAUUUUUUGAACCAGAUAAAUCUAUUAUCCUUCUUAGUGAAUCAUCACUUAUAAAAACUGUCAUCAAUCUUCAUGCUAUUACUAGAACUUUAACACAAUUUAAUAUUCAAGAAAUGGAAUCUUCAGAGUUUUCAUUGAAACAUCCAAACAUCACAGUUAUUCAUGACACCCUUGUUGAAAUUAAUGAUGUUGAGCAUUAUAUUCUGACAUCUACAAAUAAAACCAUAAAAUAUAAAUAUUUAUGUUUGUGUACAGGCGCCCAACCUAAGCUAAUACCACAAGCCGAAUUAUUUGAAGAAAUAAUUGGUAUAAGGGACACAGAUUCUGUUGAAAUAUUUCUUCAAAAAAUCAACAGAGCUAAAAAAGUGGCUAUUGUUGGUAAUGGAGGUAUUGCUUCAGAGUUAGCUUAUAAAAUUAAAAACACUCAAGUUCAUUGGAUUAUCAAAGAUAAACACAUUUCUGCUACUUUUGUUGAACCUGGAGCAGCUGAAUUCUUCUUACCUUCACUUAACAAAGAUGUCCAAGAAGAACAAGUUACCAAAAGAAUGCGGUACCAAGAAGAAUAUUCUCACAGGUCUGGGGCCGCUUUAGGCCCAGAUUGGUAUAAAAAUUUGAUAAUUAAAGGCGCUGGAGAUCUAAACAUUCCCUCAGAAAUUAAAAUACAUUAUGAAACUGAAAUAUCAAAUAUUCAAAGAUCCAAUAACUCUCCUUAUGCUCUAGAAGUUACUUUAUCUAAUGGCGAUAAAUUUACCUGUGAUAUGAUAAUUUCAGCAACUGGUGUCACUGCAAGAAAAUCAUUUGUUUCCAAAAAUGAGCUUGAACUAUCUAAUACAGGAGAAAUAAAAGUGAAUGAGUUUAUGCAGACCAAUCUUCAGAAUGUGUAUGCCGCAGGAGAUGUGUGUUGUGCUAAUUGGAAACUAGCAAAGCAUUGGUUUCAAAUGAAAUUAUGGACACAGGCUAGACAGAUGGGUUCUUAUGCUGCAAAAGCUAUGGUAGGCCACUUGAACAAUGAAGAAGUUUUACAAGAUUUCUGUUUCGAGAUGUUCGCACAUUCUACAAAGCUUUUUGGAUACAAAGUUAUCUUGCUAGGUUUAUUUAAUGGGCAAAAAUUGGGAACAAAUUACGAAAUUCUAAUAAGGAUGACCAAAGGUCUUGAAUAUAUAAAGUUUGUGUUAGAGGACAAUAAGUUACAGGGAGCUGUUUUGAUUGGUGAUACUGAUUUGGAAGAAAUGGCUGAGAAUUUGAUAUUGAAUCAGAUUGAUUUGUCACCAUACGGAGACGACAUUUUGAAUCCUGAUAUUGAUAUUGAGGAUUAUUUCGAUUAGUUUUAAAAACAUUGUAAAAUUAACACCUGUAGUAUCUAAUAAAUAUUUAAAUGAAAA
Messenger RNA from Diorhabda carinulata, 1446 nucleotides. It is a transcript of the gene Pyroxd1, whose product is annotated as pyridine nucleotide-disulfide oxidoreductase domain-containing protein 1. The record is from RefSeq and is a predicted model, not a curated record. Bases 1 to 1389 code for a protein of 462 amino acids. Lineage: Eukaryota; Metazoa; Arthropoda; Insecta; Coleoptera; Chrysomelidae. The transcript has a single exon. Gene Ontology annotation, molecular function: oxidoreductase activity; flavin adenine dinucleotide binding.